AUGGGAUCUUUUGUGGGUGGUUGUGAAAUUGUUGAGGAGAAAGAUGUGGUUAGGUUAGGCAAACAUUCUGGCAGAUAUUGUAAUAAGCCAGCUUUGGGAUCAAGCAGAGAUAUGGAGUGUCCUGCACUGAAUCCAGGAGGGUGUCAAGGUUCUAUGGAGUAUGACAUUGAUCAGCUUUUCCAGUCUAUAACCAUAAAACCAUCAUCAACCAGAGGAGUGAUGGGAUCUUCUUUCCAUCAUCCCAGCAGGAGCUCAAGCCCUUGCGCUAUGAAAAACCAUUUUCACAUGGGAACUCCUCGGUCACCAAGAGUUGGUCACUCUGAUUCGAUAUCGCUGAAGCAGGCUUUAAGAGAUCUUUGUAUCUCAAAAGCAUCAGAAAUGGCUGCACAGAAACGGUUGUCGAAAUCUGCAGCUGCAUCUCCGAGGGUCUCCGAAUCAGACAGGAUAAAGAGUCUUUACAGACAGGUUUUGAAUGAAUCUGCUGGCAGGUCUGGUCUUCCUGUGGACAAGGGCAAAAGCUUGGUUGAGAUAUCGUUGACGCCGGUAGACGAUAUACCCAGUUCUUCCCAGAGCGUGCCUCAGCUGUUUGAUGUUCUUGAGACAGAGCCUUCUAGCUCCAUUUGUGAACCAUCUCAGGAUGAAAUCCUUCUCCGCGUAAAUGGAGACGGAUUUGGAUUGAAGACUGUCUCCCUGAGUGUAUCCAACACAUCUGGAUCUUGUCUCAGUUCUGGCAAUGGAGAUUAUAAGAUAGGGAUAGAUGAAAAUGCUACAUCUCCUCCUCAUGUGGUCACUGAAGAUGGUUUGGUAGAAAUAGACAAACAUGUUACCUCGCUGCCUCCGUUUUCUGGCAGGAAAGUCAAUGCUGAAGAGCUAGGCAAGAGCAUCGUCUCAUCAGCUAGAGUGAAAAGUGAGCCAACAGCUCUGGACGUAGGGCUAAAAGGAGAGUUGGAUAGUGCAUCAUCUAGUUCAGGAACAGAGAACAGACAAUUGGUAAGCAAGGUAACAAGAAAUAUCCCACGUCCCAAACCUCGGCCGAAAAAGAAGAUUUUGCUCAAAAAGAAGCUGAAAAUUGCUGUAGCUUCUGCUACAAAAAUGGUCGAGGAAGUUGAUAUUUCCUUAGAGCCCAGUGCAAGUCAACUUCUGUGCCAGAGUUGCCACUGUGCGUUGAAGAGCAUCAGCACUGAGAACCACCCGCCUACAAAUACAGAGAAAUGUUCAAGCGGUUUGAGCUCUUUCUCAAAAACUGUCAGUAUAGAAGCAAAUCAGGAAUCACUUGCAAGUCCACGUCUCAUUCGCAUUGUGAAGUGUGAUAAAGAGGCAAACAAGGAUUCCUCGGAUUCUUGUGAGGUUAGUGUUAGCAGAGAAGCUGACAUUGUCAUGAAACAAGAUGUCUCUCCAAGUAAUUACAGUGGAAAUGGUGAUGCGGAUGAGAAGAAAAAAGAAAAUCCAUCUUCUAGCGAAAAGUUUGAUUUCUCCUUGAGCUCAAAGGAUAGCAUAGGGGAUUACAGUAGCAGUACAAGCAUGAGUGAGGAGAGUAAUCUGAGCAGGUUUAGCUGUGCCAAUAAACCUCACAUGUCUAUGGAUGUGAGAUGGGAAGCAAUUAAACAUGUCAAGUUGCAGUAUGGCUCUUUAGGACUCCGACAUUUCAACCUUUUGAAAAAGCUUGGUUGUGGAGAUAUAGGAACAGUUUAUCUUGCUGAGCUGGUUGGUACGAACUGCCUGUUUGCCAUAAAGGUCAUGGACAACGACUUCUUAGCCCGAAGGAAAAAGACCCCGAGGGCACAGGCAGAGCGGGCAAUCCUUAAAAUGUUGGAUCAUCCUUUUCUGCCUACCUUGUAUGCUCAGUUUACUUCAGAUAAUUUAUCGUGUCUGGUAAUGGAGUAUUGUCCCGGUGGAGAUCUUCAUGUCCUGAGGCAGAAACAGCUCAGCAGGUGUUUCUCCGAACCUGCAGCUAGGUUCUAUGUAGCAGAAAUCCUCCUUGCUCUGGAGUACUUACACAUGCUUGGUGUUAUAUACCGAGAUUUGAAACCAGAGAACAUUCUAGUCCGAGAAGAUGGUCACAUCAUGCUAACAGAUUUCGACCUCUCACUCAGAUGUGAGGUGAACCCAACUCUUCUCAGAUCAACUUCUCCGCCCGGGCAAGAUCCCGCAAGAAUGUCAGGUCCAUACAACACUUCCAAUUGCAUAGAACCUCUAUGCAUCGAACCAUCUUGUCGAGUCCCAUGUUUCAGCCCUAGGCUCCCAUCAAUCCAAGCUAGAAACUCAAAACCAAGAAAACCGAAAAGGCCUGAUCUUUUAACCCAACAGUUCAGAUCAUUGCCUCAGCUUGUAGCUGAACCAACAGAAGCAAGAUCAAAUUCUUUUGUAGGAACACACGAGUACUUGGCACCAGAGAUCAUUAAAGGAGAAGGACAUGGUGCUGCAGUAGACUGGUGGACAUUCGGUGUGCUUCUCUAUGAGCUUAUAUACGGGAAAACACCUUUCAAAGGUUACGACAACGAGGAGACAUUGUCCAAUGUUAUGUUUCAGAACCUCAAGUUUCCUGAUAGCCCGCUUGUGAGCUUCCAGGCAAAGGAUUUGAUCAGAAGGUUGCUGGUGAAGGACCCUGAGAGCCGUCUCGGAUCAGAGAAAGGAGCUGCAGAGAUCAAGAGACAUCAUUUCUUUGAAGGAUUGAAUUGGGCUCUCAUCCGAUGCGCUGUACCGCCUGAGCUGCCGGAUAUUUAUGAAAAUGGUGCAACGGAAGUGACUUCUCCUGAGGGAAAUAAUAGGUUUCUUGAAUGUAAAGCAAUCGGAGAUCAUCUCGAGUUCGAGUUGUUUUAG
Messenger RNA from Arabis nemorensis, 2820 nucleotides. NCBI's taxonomy places the organism in Eukaryota, Viridiplantae, Streptophyta, Magnoliopsida, Brassicales, Brassicaceae. The record is from the annotation of a GenBank genome assembly.